AUGCCGUACGAUGAGGAGCUGGUGCGCCUCAACAAUGGUGACGGGGAGGCGAAGAAAAAGGAAAAUAUGAAUGGUUGGCGAGGACCCUCCACCUCCACUGCUGUUUCUCCAAAACGACGAGCGCGGCUUGUCGCGAAAGAUGGGGAAACCCUGCUCUCCCUCAUCCACCUCCCCCAACGAUUCCAGCUGUGGUACCGCAAUUGGUUCCACCUGAUCAUCGAGCAAGAGUGGCGGACGAUACUCAUCAUUUUCUCCGGGGGCUUCUUCUUCUCGUGGGCAUUCUUUGGCGCCCUCUACUAUAUGAUAUCAGUGCUGGCGAAACCCCGAAUAUGCAUCGAAAAAGUCCACACGAUCGUCGACGCCUUACUUUUUAGCAUGGAAAGCCAGCAUACGAUUGGCUACGGGUACAGAUAUAUGACAAACGAGUGUCCCCCAGCGUACACGGUCCUGAUGGUCCAGCUCGUGGUCGGGUGCUUCCUGCAGACGAUGCUUGCCGGGAUCGUGGUGGCCAAGGUGUUGAGGCCGAAGAAGCGGAAACAGGAGAUCCGCUUCUCCAAAAAGGCAGUCAUCGGCCCGGUAGAUGAACACGAUCAUCGACCAGCGCUAAUGAUACGCCUCGCCGACAUUCAACAAAAUCUAUACCUAGCCGAAAGCCAUGUCCGGAUGUACAUGGCAUCGUCGCGGAUAAAUCGGCGCGGCGAUCGAGAACUAAUCGGCGUGAAAGAUAUGAACGUUGGCUACGACUCCGGUUGGGAUCGAGUCCUAUUGUUAUGGCCAAUAAUCAUCCGCCACAUCAUCGACGAGGAGAGUCCGCUUUUUGGGUUGUCUAAAGAAACAUUAAGGAUGACCGAAUUCGAGUUGAUCAUGACGGUGGAGGGGAUCGUGGAAGCCACUGGAAUGACAUUUCAAGCCCGAACGUCUUUUCAACCAGAUGAAAUCAUAUGGGGGUACAAAUUUUCUUCAAUGAUCCUAGUCAACGAAAAGACCCAGAAAUGGGAGGUGCACUACGGGCUCUUCGAUCAGGUCGAGCCCUGUGACGGCAUCGAGGCGCACCUCGCAGAAACCGAGGAGUGCGAAGAUGACGAGCACCACCUGGCAAAAUCGGGUUUCAUG
This is a messenger RNA of Mesorhabditis spiculigera, 1113 nucleotides long. The record is from the annotation of a GenBank genome assembly. NCBI's taxonomy places the organism in Eukaryota, Metazoa, Nematoda, Chromadorea, Rhabditida, Rhabditidae.